This is a messenger RNA of Venturia canescens, 6505 nucleotides long. It is a transcript of the gene Srrm234, whose product is annotated as Serine-arginine repetitive matrix 2/3/4. The transcript has 9 exons. The record is from RefSeq and is a predicted model, not a curated record. NCBI's taxonomy places the organism in Eukaryota, Metazoa, Arthropoda, Insecta, Hymenoptera, Ichneumonidae. Bases 1641 to 5075 code for a protein of 1144 amino acids. Gene Ontology annotation, cellular component: nucleus.
UAAGGCGUCGCGUACGUCUCGCGUACCCAACCCAUCUCCAAUUAAAAAUAAAAAAACUUAAAAAAAACUCAAAAAUUCGCGAUGAUGGGUUCAUCGCGUGUUUUUAACGAGAGAAGGAAAAAGCGUUUUACUUUUAAAGAGGAACAGAAUAAUAAACAAAUAAAUUCAUACGUAAACAAGGAAAAAUGAAUGCAAAAAAAAGUAUUAAUAAAUCAAUGAAAUAACUAUAAGUUCCAAAAUUAUAUAAAAAAUUCAAGAAAUGUAGUAACUAAGAAUAUCUAUAAAAUCACAAAAGUCUUCCAACUUUUUAGCUCGAUAAAUUAGCAUUUAAAUCACUACUAUUAAAUAUAAAACAAAAUUUAUAAAUUACCAAACUCAACGUCACACGAUAAUCAAUCAAAAAAUAAUCGAUUUUCGAAAAAAACGUUUCCACACCGAUUUUCCCCCUGAAUUUGUUGUCAAGUACGAAAGCUUACACGUUGCACUCACACGAUUAACGUGCAACGUCCAUUAGUGGAUUUCGUGUCCUUCUACCGACAGUUCCUGAACGAGGAGAAUCCUCGAGGUGAGAAAGCAGCGUGUGUUUACUACUCGACUCGCCUCCUCGUUCUACGUUUCGAAUCGUUGACGGACGCACACCGAUUCGAGUCCAUUCCGAGGCAAUCUAAUCGUGAAAAACGACACAUUUUUCAAUGGAAAAAUCCAUUUUUUUCAACGCUCUCUUUAUAAACAAAAAGCUGACACGAGUCAGCAUUUGAAUAUUGUCAAAACAUCUGCAUAUUUUCCACUCAACCGAUCGAGCAUCUCACCGAAGAUUUUUACAACGACUUCCGAACGAAUUUCAAUCCCGAAUUGCAUUAAUUUAAGAAAUCCACGCGUUACGUGACAUAAAAAAUUUCCCAUUUCGUACUCAUGAAUAAUAAUUAAAACAAAAUCGUAUUAAUAAUAAUAAAUAAAUAUUGACGGACAUCGUGCCUAGUUGAACUAGCGUGCCUAAUCCAACGUCUUCCUAAAAUUUUAAUGAAUUUACGACUAAUUAUUAAUAUACCGAUAAGAAUAAUAAUGAUAAAAACGAUAAUGAAUGAAUUUAUGGGAAGAGAAAAUUUGAUAUGACCGGUCAAUUCGUACGGGCAACAGUACGAACGAAGAGAAAGGAAAUAAAAGAGAGAAAAUACGGGUAUAAAAGAAUCAAAGAGGGUUGAGUUUUGUGAGGAAACGAAGAAGAAAGCGACGACGGAAAAACGAGGAUAAAUACGGAAAUCAUUAGUCCCGGCUCGCCGAUUAUCUCUUGAAGCUGUCUCGACGAUUAAAUCCUGGAAAGAGAAGUGUCAUUUUUGCACAAAAGAAGGAGGAACAAAGAGAUAAAAGAUUGAGGAAAGUUUCAGAGUGUGAGCACGAGGAAAGUCGUACAAUUGUUGUUACAACGAGGGAGGAAACGUCAAUCGGAAAUAUUUAAAGGUCUAUUUAAUAAUCGAGAGUUUCCGUUGCAUUGGAAAACCGGAAAUUAGCCGGAAGGGAACACGAGGAAGGAAGAAAAUAAACGGGACGAACGAGGCGGCAAUUUGUAAAUUUUAUUUGCGAAUUGUUUUACCAACACAUUUGGAAAAAUAUUAAAAAAUGGUCAAGAUACUUCGUGACGAAUGACGAUGUCGACGUCUUUGGCGCCAAGACCGGCGCGUGGACGCGGCCCACCUGACGGUCGCGCCUUUUUCGAGAGACUCUGGCGAGGCAAUUUUCUUCUCGACCGUCAAAGAGUUUUCAAACGUUCGCGAAAGCGCAAAUUGCAAACCGGAGCCGGGAAAAAAAUCUCACAGGCUUCGAUCAAGCAACAACAUUGUUGUUGCUGUCAACGCAUACAGUUGCAUUUGCUUGCCGGACGACGAAACAACGUCAGAUCGGUCGUCAGCGUACGUGAAACACACCAAGUUGCGGAGGCACAGCAGGAAAAGAACGCGAAACUGCGCGAGGCUUUCGGCAUAUCGGAAUUUUUCGUUGAGGGUAGCAGCCUGGACCCGGAGAGGCAUGCUCGCGAGGCCGAGGCACGUGCGGCUGCGAGCAAAGUUUACGAACUCGUGCGAACGCCGAGUCCGGUGGCAUUGGCACAUGGAGCGACCGGACAAAGCGUAGAAACUGUCGCUAUCGCCUCGCCUGAGAAAAAGCUCAAGAGAAAACGAUCGGGCAGCAGCACCAAGAAGAAAAAGAAAGAGAAGAAGCACAAGAGAGACAGAUCCGAGUCACCGAAAGUGAGCAAAAAGAAGGAAAAGUCGAAGAAAAAGAAGAAGGAGAAGAAACACAAAAAGGCGGAAGUGAGCUCAUCCGACAGCGAGAGCAGCGAUGACUCCGACGACAGCAGCUCCUCCGAGGCCGAGUCUAAAAAGAAAAGAAAAAAGAAGAAGAAGAAAUCGAAAUCGGAGGGAAAAGACAAGCACGAGAAGAAAAAGGCCCCGGUGAAACGGAAAUAUCAGACGUCCGAAAGCUCCUCCGAUAGUGGUCCUGAUCCGCCAAAGAAGUCUUCAAAACACGAUAAAUCGUUGGAUAAAUCUUCGCGAGAAGCUGUUGAGCCUGUUCAGACGACUCGCGAGAUUCAACGUCAGCAGCAAGUACGUUCACCGAAAUUGUCGUCUCGACGACAUCCGGAAACGAGUACUACACCACCUCGAAGAGGCCGAGAUUCAUCGCCGCACGGGCAACGUGCGACAACGACAGUUAACAAACGGAGCGGCGGAACGAGCGGAGGAGCUUCUGAAAAAACGAAGGACAGAUACUCGUCGCCACCGGGAAGAGAUGAAAAAUCGCCGGUUCAGACUUGGAAACGGAAUCGGUCGUUGUCACGGGGACGAGGAGAAAACCGUACAAACGCCGGACGAAAUUCGCCUCGGAGGUAUUCGCGAUCUCGUCGCGGAGGCAAUUCACCAUCACCGUCAUCGCGACGACGUCGUCCGGCUGUGUCGAGAUCGCCGAGACGUCCGAGCCGAUAUUCACGCUCUCGUAGUCACAGUCGCGGUCGUUACGAUCGUUAUCCACCGCGUCGCAGAGCUUCCCCGUCUCGCCAAUCCUCACAGCGACGUCGACGAUCGAAUUCUCGGAAAAGAUCACGAUCCCCGCGCAGGAGAGACAAUCGAGCUUCGAUACCGUCGAGAAAUCACCGGGCCAAUGACAAAUCAUCGCGAGACAGUAGACGAGCUCCGAGUCGUAGCGGAUCACCGAGUCGCUCGCGCCGUUCGACUCUGAGCUACUCACCGAUACGACGAGAUCCCGAUCGUUAUCGGGACAUUUUACAGGAUGAGCGAAAAAAAUCGUCGGUUUCAUCGUCAAAACGACGCGACGGGGAUAAGGAAGAACACGAGGCGAACGACGAGGACGAACAGACCAAACGCACCAGCCCGAAAUCCCGGAAAUCGAGGUCUCCGUCGAGAACGAAAAAAACUCGAGUCGUGGCGCAGCCACGAGUGAGUCUGAGAUCGUCCAGUGACGAGGAGGAGACCGAGGACAUUGCUGAAAACGAAACGAAGCUUCAACAGCAAGAGGACAAAGACGACGAGGAACGACAACGCGAAAUUAAUACCCUGAAACGUUUGCAGUUCGGUCUUGCUGCGAAAGCUCGAGAAACACUUGGCAAAAAAGUUAUCAGUCCGACUAAGAUCAAAGUUGAGAAAAAGGGCGAUGAGAAAAGCGCUCUUUUAGAUAUUGCAUUGCCUAGCGAACCACCAAAACAUACGGUACAGAGCGUUAUUCCUGCGGUCGAACGGACGAAAUCGCAAUCGGAAUCUCCGGUGAAAUCUCCGCAAUCGAGCCGUUCACCCUCGCCAGCUUUACCUUUGACGCGAGAUGAAGCGCCACUCCGUACGAGCUUCGUAGCGAUUGCAGCUCCAACUCGUCCUUCCUCAUCGAAGUCGCCGACGAGUUGUAAAAAAUCUUCACCUUCGACCGAUCGAUCGGUCACACCGGUCAAAGAAUCUACCGAAUCACCAAAAACCUUGGGAUCGACAGGGGAGGAGCCGACGAGCGUUAAAUUGCGAUCACCCACCGAAUCGCCACCCCCGGCAACUGCGACUUUGGAUCGCACCUCACUUUCCUGGAAAAAUAACCUUGGAAUGAAAAUAGUUACUCGCCGAGGGACGAGAUCACCGCCACCACCACCACCACCACAACUGCCAGCGUCUUCGAGCGACAGCAAAAAGUCACCGGAGAGGAAUAAAUCAUACUCGAGAUCACCUUCGCGUUCUUACACGAGGUCACGUUCCUCGGAGAAGAGAAGGUCAAGAUCGAGGUCUCCGAGACGCGAGAAAACUGAAUCGCAUCUUUCACCCUGUGCGUCCUCGAGAGAAGAAAAGAAAAAAUCUCUCUCGGGCUCGCCCCCGAGAAAAAAUAAGUCUUUGUCCCCGUUGAGCGUACGACACGGAUCCAGAUCGCCCUCGAGAAUGAAACAACACUCCCCCAAGUCGCUUUCUACAAGAUCAAAAAGAUCCAGGGACUCAAGAUCUUCCUCAAUCGGAUCGAAACGCUCGGGCGCCUCGAAAUCUUCCUCGAGAACGAAGAAAAUCAACGAAUCGCUUUCGCGCUCUCCACCCCCUAAAAUUUUGUCUAGAUCGAGAAGUCGCAGCGGAUCUUUGUCCAAGAGAUCGAGGAGUCGCUCCGCCUCAAAGAAAUCCCCGAGUCGAUCCAGAUCAGCGUCAAGAAACUCGCGCGAUAAAUCUAAAAGAAGUCGGACUCGAAGUAGCUCGAGAUCUUCACGGAGCUCGACACGACGCAGUCGACGAAGUUUUUCAAGCUCAUCGCGAUCCUCGAGCAGUGGUUCUAGUCGAUCAUCUCGAUCAUCCUCGAGCUCCUCGGGCUCGAGCAGGUCACGAUCACCUUCGAUACCUCGUCGUCACGGUUCUCCGAGUUUUCUUGACAGGCGUCGAAUCACCAGUGAUUCAUUUACCGCUAGAAAAAGACCAAUACCGUAUCAUCGACCAACACCUUCGCCACCUUCCUCGCCAAGCAGUUCAGCAAGCAGCAGGCACACCGAUUGGUCCAGUCCAAGUCGGCGAUCGAGUCGGUCACCUACUCGAAGUCCUUCCUACACGCGUUAAUUAACAAUUAUAAAAUUACUAACGCGAAAAAAAAUCACGUUUACAUCGUCCAUUCUCGAAACACCGGAAUGUUCGUUCGAACCUGAUCUCGAAUUUUUAACCAUUUUGUUUUUAGUCCAUUCGUCGAAACGAAAGAACAACCGAGUUUUCUUUCGUAUAUUUAUGUUUUUAAUUCGGUGAAACUUUUCCGAGAUUGAGUUUUAUUAACCGAAACGUGAAAAAUUCCUUUAAGAUGAGGGAGUUAGUCAGAUAUGAAAAAAAAAGAAACGAAUUCUAGUCCCAGUGAGACUCAAUUAUACAUUUAGUAUUUAUUUAUAAAAUUUUUUUAUUUUUUAUUUAGAGGCGAAAUGAAUCAAGAUCCGAACGAAAAAGCAUGUCAACUAAAUAUUAUUGCAGAUUUUUUUAAUUCUGAUUCAACGUAUGUGCAUUUUAUUCUCUCAUUUAUGAAAGAAAAACUAGAAUUGAUCAAUUUCGUUUAGAAUAUUUGUCAAAUCGUGCCAUAUUCGUUUGUCGUGUCGAACGCUAGUCAAAUUAUUAGCACGACAAUAAGUUUUUUAAAUAAUUUUAUUAACGUUCACUAGAGAUUUUGCUUCAUCGGUUAGUUUGACACCUUCCCAAAAUAAUUUCUCAGUGCAAUGUUCCCCAAUCCUUAUGAAUGUAAAUAUAGGUAUUAUACAUACAAACGUACGAUGACGAUUAUAUUCGUCAUUUCUUUACUUAAUUGUCGAUUCGUUAUUAUUUUUUUCCAACCUAAUAAAUUGGAAAUAAUUAAUGAAAACCAGAGAGGAGCCUGUUCCCUAGAUAAAAGUGUAAUCCAUUCGAUAUUUAUUGCAAUGUUUAUCGAAUCGCGUGAAUUUUGGUCUUUGAAAGUAAGUAAAAAUCAUAUAACUCUGCGAAAAACGAUUUAUUCAUUUUUCUUUGAGAUUAAUCAAUUUUGCAAUACUCAUGCUCCAUCUAAAAAUGGAUGUUCUAGUCGUCUAUUGAUAUUGAUAUCGACCUGACCUUGAUAUUGUAUAGUUAAUAUUUAUUUAUAUUAUUUAUUAAAAUAUUUUGACUAUAACGACUCUGGAGAGUCGAAAAUUUCGGUAAAGAAACCACGUAAGAGAAAUUUGUUUGUUCGAUCGACUAAUCCCUGUAAUGACUUUCCCAGAUUAUGUCGAAAGAGCUGGAAUAUUCUCAGAAUCUCUUUUUACGAAUAAAAAUGGAAAUACGGAGAGACAAAAAAAUGUCCAGAAUAUCUGGACUGUAAACUUCCUUGAUCUUAUCUAUUCUGAAAAUUACUCCGAGGGUUGUCCUCAGCUUUUUGAAAAUAGCUCGAGGACAGUGUGAUGUUACUUGUCGUUAAACUGAAAGAUCUGGAAUAUAUCUGUAAUAUAAAAACGAAAAAAAAAAAACAAAAAACACUCUGUAUUGUUGUUGUGUGAUUAAAU